Molecule: messenger RNA, 1532 nt
Organism: Homalodisca vitripennis (glassy-winged sharpshooter)
Lineage: Eukaryota; Metazoa; Arthropoda; Insecta; Hemiptera; Cicadellidae
Product: guanine nucleotide-binding protein-like 3 homolog
Exons: 11
Coding region: 1-1446 (481 amino acids)
Cellular component (GO): nucleolus
Molecular function (GO): RNA binding; GTP binding
Source: RefSeq, a predicted model, not a curated record
AUGUCGCAGCGCAUAUAUGAUGAGCACAAUCAAAGGGAAGAAAGAGGUGAGCAACAAGGUUCACAAGAUAAGGAGAAUCAGUUAUACGCGGAUGUGGUCAAGGUCACGUUCACGGUCGUCCUCAAGGUCUCCAUCCCGAUCAGGGUGAGUUAUUUGGACAAGUCAAGCUCUCCUGAAAAGGAGUUCAGGGCGCAAGAGGAGAGGAGGGUCCUCUUUGUCGGGAGGAUAGUGAAGGGGACUACAAAGCAAGAACUGACUAAAACAUUUCUACCUUUCGGUAGGAUAGUCAGUAUCGAAUUCCAAGAGCAUACAGAAAACUUCGCCUACGUGACGUUCGCGUCUAGUGCCGACGCGUACCAGGCCGUGGUGCACGGAAAGGAUGCACCCAUCUACUCCAUCCUGCGCUACGAUAGACGUUCUCAACAAGAAUGGUGUCAUGCUCCGAGUGCCAUGAGCUCUGAGCACCAGCGGCUAAAUAACAAAUCUGAUGUGGAACACAGUGAAGAGGGUUCACAAUCUAAGUGGCAGCCUGGCAACAGGUUUAAGAGUUUACCCAAUGUUGGCAAGAGCAGCAUCAUCAACAGUCUGAAAAGGAACAGGGCCUGUAGUGUAGGAGCCACACCAGGAGUCACAAAAGCAAUGCAGGAAGUUCAAUUAGACUCCAAGAUCAAGCUCCUGGAUAGUCCUGGAGUGGUGUUUGCAUCCAGCAAGUCUAUGAAUGAAGGAAGUUUUGCUCUCAAGAACGCAGUCAAGGUGGAGUCAGUGGAUCCAAUCCCUGCAGCCACAGCGAUUCUUCAACGCUGCACCAAGCGACAGAUGAUGGACCUAUAUUGUCUGCCUGAAUAUGAGACACCAGAGGAGUUUUUCGCCCUGAAGGCCCAAAGACAGGGCAAGCUUAAGAGUGGAGGAGUUGUUGAUAUGGAUAGAGCUGCCAGAGGCCUAAUUGAUGAUUGGAAUAGUGGUAAGAUCAGAUACUACACAAUGCCUCCAGAGAAAGUGAACUCUGAAGUGAGUGCGACUAUUGUCACACAGAUGUCACGAGAGUUUGACUUGGAGUCUUAUGCUCAGAUGGAGAUUGAUAUGCUGCAAGAGUUGCCAGAGUCCUUUAGCGCAUGUCCUGCCGUUCCAGUUCCUUCUGCUGGUCCUGUAGAUGCUGCCAUGGAUCAGGACAAGGGUCCCUUCAGUGAACUGUUACCAGAAAAUGUAGUUUUAGAAGAAGCAGUCAAAGAUUUUGAGCAAAGAGCAAAGAAGAAAAGAAAGAGAGCAGGUAAAGAAGCAAAGCGAGAAAAUGAUGCUGAAUUAGAUAAACAGCUACUUCUUCCUGGUAAUGAAAGAAAAGCGAAAAAGAUUUUAAAAUUAAUGGCAAAGAAACAGAAGAAACAAGCAAGGAGAACGGAAAAAGCAGUAGCAGAGGUUGCAGGAAACUUGGAGAAUUUUUCUUUGUAAUUCUUUUAAAAAUGUGUACAACCUAGUUGUAUCUGUUUGUACAUAGAAUUUAUUCUUGUUAAAUAAAACAUGACUGAUGUUUCAUA